AUGGCGUCAGCAAUUCAAGAUCAAGACCCCAGCUCGUCGUCGUCCUCGGAAGCAUCGACGAGCUACAAGUCGAGACUGCCGGACAAGAAGACGUUCAUCGCAACGCUUUCCGGCGGCGCCUUUGUCGUUGGUCUCACGGGUGCGACCAUCUAUGGGUUGCGCAAGGCAAAGUUGCAGGCGUUGAAGGAGGCACAGAAGCUAGCGGAGGUAUCACAGAGUGGAUCGCUUGCGAGAGCGACAGCGUCGGCAGGCGGUGCGCGCGCGGCGGUGCCAGCUUCGUUGUCGCGGACCGACAGGCAGGCAGAGGCGAGAAGAGUAGAAGAGUUGAGCGAAGCGGAAGCCGGCGGUUCCACGAGUGCGAUGGGAUUGUUUCGUCAGAUGAAUGCUGCCAUCUUGAACCCGUCAAAAAGGGCAAGCGUUGCAACAGAGGUGGGAGGGACGAGAGCACCAACGUCCGUGUUUGACGACGAGACGGGCGCUCUACCUAGUGUGCUUCGUAGGCGAGCGCCAGCUCCGUCUGUAUCGUCGACAUCGCGAUCUGUACCACCAUCACCGAUCCUUGCAUCGAGCCCAUCUUCAGCUACAUCAUCGUCAGCAGCAACUCUCUCAAACCCCACCGACCCAAAAAUCGACUACAGCGAGAUGGACUCCACACUCGACUUCCUCGGCCUGUCUAGUCCUGUGCCCCUCGAAGAGCAGCGUCGGAUGAAAGCCCUCGACGAGGCUGUCAGCAACGAAGACCCACCUCGAGGCUUCUUCCAAUCCCCAGUUGGUCUCUCACUCAAAGCGUUCUUCAUCGCCACAUCCAUCGUGACCUUUUCCACGCUCGCCACUCUCGAACUCACCAAAUGGGCGCUAGGUGUCAAGACGAUGGACGAAUUCGUAAUCGCCAUGACGAAGAUCAUCCCUAGCCGGGCACGCGGCGAGGGAGCGCAGGAGGGUGCUGCCCCGCACAUGCGCGUUCAGCGGGAUGCAUGCGAGUCGACCAGCGCAGCAAGUGAAGCGGCAGCAGCGCCAAAAUCGGUCGAUCAAGCUCUGACGGAUCUGAGCAACGCCACGAGCUUCGAAGAAUGGGUCUCGACCCUGCGCAAUCAGCUCGACAGCGAACGCGAUUUCGAAGUCUCGCGUCGUUUCGCCCAUCUUAACCCCAGCAACAGCAACGACUCCACCUCCUCUUCACGUGGGUACGUCGCCCACUCCGUGUUGGAGAAGGAGGACGGCUCGCUCUUCGCCAUCUCCCCCCUCCUACCAGGCACAGCCUUCGCCAUGGGGUUGAUCUCGGGCAUGCUGACGAGCGGCAAACGAGCAGGGCUCGUGUUCAUGGCGGAGAAUGCCCAUCGUCUGCCGGAUACCGUGCAGGGUUGGUACUUCUACAGCAAGACCAAGAACUACAAGGUUCUGCUGGGCGCGGCGAAGGGCGGACUGCGACAGGGUGUCAGGCUGGGACUGUGGACGACUGGGUUCUGCUUUGCCGAGCGCGCGGCGGAAUUGACCAGAUCGGCGGUUCAAGAGCAGUUGGGGACGAGAGAGGGAGAGAGGAAGAGGGUGGUCGGCCACUGGACGGACGGUGCGAUCGCAGGAGUGGGGACGGCAGCGGUAGCGACAGGGCUGUAUAGGCUGCCAAGGGCGAGCGCCGUCAGGGUGUUCCAGCUGGGACUGCUGGCGGGCGCAAGCACGGGCGGCAUCAGAGAUCUGCAGGAGAGACUGGUCAAGGAGGACAUUGGUGGUGUUGCCAGUCAUACCUAG
This is a messenger RNA of Kalmanozyma brasiliensis GHG001, 1746 nucleotides long. RefSeq lists its product as uncharacterized. Lineage: Eukaryota; Fungi; Basidiomycota; Ustilaginomycetes; Ustilaginales. The transcript has a single exon. The record is from RefSeq and is a predicted model, not a curated record. The coding region runs from base 1 to 1746 and encodes 581 amino acids.